Messenger RNA from Torulaspora globosa, 846 nucleotides. It is a transcript of the gene RHO5, whose product is annotated as Rho family GTPase RHO5. Gene Ontology annotation, cellular component: cell cortex; cell projection; plasma membrane. Gene Ontology annotation, biological process: cortical cytoskeleton organization; regulation of actin cytoskeleton organization; regulation of cell shape. The record is from RefSeq and is a predicted model, not a curated record. Lineage: Eukaryota; Fungi; Ascomycota; Saccharomycetes; Saccharomycetales; Saccharomycetaceae. Gene Ontology annotation, molecular function: GTPase activity; protein kinase binding; GTP binding. Bases 1 to 846 code for a protein of 281 amino acids. The transcript has a single exon.
AUGAGAUCUAUCAAAUGUGUUGUAGUCGGCGAUGGUGCCGUUGGUAAAACGUCUUUACUGAUAUCAUAUACUACCAAUACCUUCCCAAAGGACUAUAUCCCGACAGUUUUUGACAACUACACAACGACGAUUUUACUGCCUGCCACCCAGCAGGAGGAGUCGCAGGUAUACAAGCUGAACCUGUGGGAUACCGCGGGACAGGAGGAGUACGAUCGAUUGAGACCGCUAUCGUAUCCGCAGACAGACAUCUUUCUGGUGUGUUUUUCUGUUAGCGAGCGUAGUAGUCUGAAGAAUGUGGUAGACAAGUGGUACCCAGAGAUAGUGCAGAACUCGUCGCCGGUGGGCUCCGACGGGUCUGAGAGCCGGGGGAAGUAUCCGAUGUUCCUGGUUGGCACGAAGGCGGACCUGCGGGACGAUCCAGACGAGAGAGCCAGGUUGCGGGAGCUGAAUACGGAUUUUGUCUCGAGUGAAGAGAUCGAAGAUGCGGUUAAUCGGUGCGGGUUCAUGGGUUACGUAGAGUGUUCGGCGGUGACGCAGGCUGGCGUCAGAGACGUCUUUGAGAAGUCGGUGGCUACGAUCGUCAGAGAGCCGGAGAGACUGGCCCGCGAAAAGGCCAAGGCAGAGGCUCAGGAAGCUGCUGCCGCAGCGGCAGCAGCCUCUACUGCCGGGGAGGAGCAGCAGCAGCUCAGACAUAAACAAGAGAGGCCGCAGCAGGGCCAGAAGUGGACGGGAAGUCCUGCUGUCAGAGCUGAUGUUUCUGGUAAAGCGGCGAGCGAUCGCCACGAAAAAUCCGGGCCCAAGCUCGUUACCAAGAUAAAGAAAAAAUCCAAGUGUGUAAUUCUAUGA